Mercenaria mercenaria is the source of this 1765-nucleotide messenger RNA. RefSeq lists its product as uncharacterized. The record is from RefSeq and is a predicted model, not a curated record. The transcript is spliced from 8 exons. The coding region runs from base 1 to 1134 and encodes 377 amino acids. Gene Ontology annotation, molecular function: protein binding. Lineage: Eukaryota; Metazoa; Mollusca; Bivalvia; Venerida; Veneridae.
AUGAGUGGCUCCGGAAGGGACGUUUUGCGUGGUUUACAAGUAGCAAGAACACAACCGCCCCAGCCGUGGACAGAGAAAGAAGCUCAACAAACGACGGCCCAAGCCUCAAAAGAGAAGUCAACAGAACGAGGUGACGUGUGGUGCAGAAAAAACAAAGAACCUUAUGUUGCUGACUUUUGUACAAAAAUUAAUUUGCAGGGAUGUGGGGAAAAUCAGUAUCAGUGCGACAAGACGGCUCACUGUAUAGCGAGGACAAACGUGUGUGACAAUUUCCCGGAUUGUGUUGCUGGUGAUGACGAAAAUGUUUGCGGAAGUGGUGUCUGUCCAAUGGGUAUGUUAGAGUGUAAAGAUGGAACUGCGUGUUUUGCAAUGUCAGAUCGGUGUAACAAUUAUGCACAGUGUGCUGACGGGACAGAUGAAGAGGGAUGUUCAUGGAGUACAGAUCCAGUUGUAAGCGUCCGGUGUUUUGAAAUCACACGAUUCUCAACAGCCACUAUCACUACUACAACAUCAACUACGACUACUACUACAACUAAGACUCUGUCCACAACUACAGGAAUUAUUGUAGUUCCAAUAGUGAUUGGUGUUUUACUGAUCCUAGCAGCAACAGUGAUACUUCUCGUGUACAUGAAAAGGCGUCGGCUGACUACAGAAACUAAACUCCAUGAACAUGAUCAUCAACAACAUUUAUCGGAGAUUGGUGCAGAACAAGGCCAAGGUCAUCAGUGCAAUGACAGUAACGAAGAACGUGAUCACGAAAUACCUGUCAAUGCAUAUGAGAGGUUAAAUAUGUAUGUAAAUGACAGCUUAGCCGGAGAGAUGUAUCAGCAACUAAAUGUUGACAAAGGUGAAGCAUAUCAAGAGAUGCACUAUGUAAAAGAUAACGCUGGAAAUAAGGACAGGCAUUUUACAAAGCAAAUUAAUUUGCAAGAACCUGAUCAGGAACGAACACAAUCAAAAGCAGUAUCAUUUAAGGAACAAGGUAGGGGACAAGAAACCGAUGUCGAUGGUGGAGAACGCGAUCUUGAAAUCUCAUCAAAUGCGUAUGAAAGAUUAAACCUGUAUGUAAAUGAUAACCUAGCAGGAGAGAUGUAUGAGCAACUUGAUGCUGGCCAAAGUAGGGACUAUCGGUAGAAACAUAACGAAGAUAGACCUGACUAUAAAAGUAUUGCAAAUGAAAUAACAUCUGCCAUAUAUACUUAUACAAUUGUAAAUUGUCAAAAUGAUAAAUAAUACUAACAAUGUCUACAAGAAAAAUAACACAUACAUACACAGCGAUAUUUAGCAUUCUGUAAUAAUGACAAUAUAUACCUUUAUGUUGAGUAAUCGUUUCAAUAUUUGCCACAAUAUCAUCAAACGCUUGUGAGAACAACAUUCAGUAAAUUAAAUCCUACUUGACAUGAUUUAGUUUUGGGGAGGCUGGGUUCUUGGAAUAUGACACUUCUUAUGUACAAGUGUUCUUGUUUCGAAGUCCAUCCAGUAUUACUGUAAACUGAGCUCAGUCUAAGCAAGAGGGGACACGAGGAUUAUUGCAUAUUUCAUAACUCCCAUGAACAGACUCAGUUAAAACAGUUAUCAUUCUGCUUGGUUAUGCUCUAUGCUCUCAAACGACCUGUUUAAAGAAUUGAUCAAUAUUCACGACAGCAAAUGCCUUGCAUGUUGUGGUGGUAAAAGUCAUCCCCUCCCUUCUUCGACUCACUUUUAUUAUCAUUUCUGGUCCUGUUUAAAUCAUUGAGUCCACGCAAACACUGUUUGUUACAUUUAA